GCGGCCUCCAGGAAGUGUCAUGUAAAGCCGUGACAGACCGGAAAAGGCCGCUGCCCGCCUGCUUCCCGGAACAAGCACCGCACGGGAGGUGAAGAACAUCUACUGCCGCCAUCAUGCCGGCCCUUUUGGAAAGGCCCAAAUUGUCCAACACGAUGGCUCGAGCCCUUCACAGACAUGUGAUGAUGGAGCGGGAACGCAAGAGACAAGAGGAGGAAGAGGUUGAUAAAAUGAUGGAACAGAAGCUUCGUGAUGAGCAGGAAAGAAGGCGAAAGAAAGAGAUGGAGGAGCGGAUGUCUCUGGAAGAAACCCGAGAGCAGAUUAUGAAGCUUCAGGAGAAGCUGAAUUCUCUCCAGGAAGAAAAGCACCAACUCUUCCUGCAGCUCAAGAAAGUUCUUCACGAGGAGGAGAAGAGGAGAAGGAAAGAGCAGAGUGACCUUACCACCCUCACGUCAGCUGCCUAUUCACAGAAUAUGGUGAUGCAUGCUGGAACCCAUCUAAUUAAUAUGCAAGGCAGCCCAGGAGCUCAUUCUCGGCACAGCUCCCUCAUGGCUGAUCGAGCUAAGCAGAUGUUUGGACCUCCUGUCAUCACAAGCCGCCAUUACUCCUCUCAGCCAUCCUUCAGUCCAACGGCUGCCGAGCAUGGUCAGUACCAAACCAGCCAAUCCAGUCACAGUCCAUACACUGUAAGCCAACCACAGCACAGUUUCGGUGCGGGUCAGGCUGUGCCUGUGAACUAUGCUGGAAGUCAACCAAUCAGAGGGGCUUCUGCGUUCCAGACCAUGCAGUACCUUCCUCAUCAGCAGCCUGGGUACACUGUGCACAGCCAUUACCCCGGAGCCCACCCAGGGUUCAUGCCGGCCAGUAGUGGGAUUCCCCUCCAGAAGCAGCUGGAACACGCCAACCAACAGUCUGGAUUCACGGACUCUUCCACCCUUCGUCCCAUGCACCCCCAGGCUCUCCAUCCAGCACAAACUCUCCUCCCUGCGCCACAGAUUGCCGUUCCCAUGCAACCCAGCAAGUCAGCCUAUCAGGCGUCCCCUCAGCAGACCCCCCGCCUGCCCUUCAUGCAGCAUGGACAGAACCAGCGCUUUUAUCACAAAUAACUGCACCCUGGGCUGCGACACACGUGGACCAUCGAGU
Messenger RNA from Pelobates fuscus (common spadefoot toad), 1140 nucleotides. It is a transcript of the gene GPS2, whose product is annotated as G protein pathway suppressor 2. The coding region runs from base 114 to 1103 and encodes 329 amino acids. The record is from RefSeq and is a predicted model, not a curated record. NCBI's taxonomy places the organism in Eukaryota, Metazoa, Chordata, Amphibia, Anura, Pelobatidae. Gene Ontology annotation, biological process: regulation of transcription by RNA polymerase II. Gene Ontology annotation, molecular function: transcription coregulator activity. Gene Ontology annotation, cellular component: transcription regulator complex. The transcript has 11 exons.